GGUUUAUCACUUAACUUGCUUCAACGCCGAAGCUCCAACUAUACGAUAAAAAAAGUUUCACAAUACCCUCCAGAGUACUACAGAGGCAACGCUAAAGGCAUGGUACUUUCCGUCGCUCGCUUUCAUCGCCUGUUCCCCUUCGUCGCUCGAUAGUUGCGCUUUUCUUGGCUGCCCGCAGCUCCUUUCUUACCAAGCAAUCAAUCCCAAAAUUUAGCCCCAAGAGAGCCCAACAUUGGACAGUGCGCCAUGACCUUGCGAUUAUUUGUUGUUCCAAUCUCUACCCGACGAGCCUUGAUCUACGCCCGACUCCUGCGCAAAGAUGUUUCGAAGGAGCGUUCCAUCCUAGACCGGAUCACCGACAAGGCGGCGCAGACUUGGGCCAAAUGGGAGGAGGCUGAUAAGGGCUGGAAGACGCACAUUGUGUCGUGGGGGAAUCGAGUUCAGCAACGGAUACCGUAUGAAGAAUGGGGUCUUAAAAGCAUCCCCUCGUUGAGCUCCCAACGGCGAAUUGACGAAUCACAUGAGAAAACACGCGUAGAUGUCUUAUUCCCAGGCAAUGCGAUCAAGGAGGAGAAGCUGAUUCCCAUGCUACACCAACUCUCGAAAGAACGACAAGAAUUGCAUCGACGGAGGAUGUGGUGGAGCUUCAUCGCUGCCCCCUUGACGGCGCCGGUUGCCCUGAUCCCUAUAAUACCGAAUAUCCCAUUUUUCUACCUCGCAUAUCGAGGGUGGUCACAUUGGCGAGCUUUGAACGGGUCCAAACAUUUGCAGUUUCUCGUCGAGAAGAAUUUGCUCAAUCCCAUAUCGCACCCCGGGUUAGUGGAACUAUACGCGAAACGCGUCUCGCGCACUUUAGAAGAGACGAAUCGCGAAAGCCCAGUUGCAGAGAUGGUCGAGAAUGUAGAGAAGAGCGAUGACAGGAUAUUACUUCGAAUGAAAGAUGCGAAGAAGCUUGCCACGACGCUCGAUGCGCCUGGGCUUGCAUUGGAAGCGGAACGGGCCAUUCUUCAAGUCUCAGAGCAGCUCAAAGCGCCAGAAGCGUCUCAACAAGAAAAUAGCGGCGCAAAGGCAUCAGAAAAGAAGCAAAAAUAAGCAGUUUGGAUGACAUUGUUAGAUUGCAUCAGUCUGUGUACUAUACCGUUUAGUGCUGUAUAAUAUGUGCCUAACAUUUAGAAGAGCACACUCCGAUAAAACAAUCUCAAAUCCAUACUUCAUACCUAGA
Messenger RNA from Aspergillus versicolor CBS 583.65, 1222 nucleotides. RefSeq names its product mitochondrial K+-H+ exchange-related family protein. The record is from RefSeq and is a predicted model, not a curated record. Lineage: Eukaryota; Fungi; Ascomycota; Eurotiomycetes; Eurotiales; Aspergillaceae. Gene Ontology annotation, cellular component: mitochondrial inner membrane. Bases 247 to 1092 code for a protein of 281 amino acids. Gene Ontology annotation, biological process: potassium ion transport; proton transmembrane transport. The transcript has 3 exons.